AUGACAGUGUCGAAAAUAAUUUUUUCUCCUUGUUUAAGCUUCGACGUGAGGGGUAAGCAUCUCUCGGAAGCGAGGCACUGGUCAGCGCCAGAAGUAUUUGGGCCGCGUGCACACUUUUCCACGUCACCGCCGCCAGCCUCGCUGCUGGUGCGUGACGUCAAGCGUCGCGAUGAGGGCGUCUACCGCUGCCGGAUUGACUUCCGCAACACGCAGACUACUAGUUUCAGAUACAAUCUCACUGUAGUUGUUCCACCGGAGAAGCCAGUGGUGGUUGAUCGAUGGGGGCGUGUCAUCAAUACAACGACCCUUGGUCCUCAUGAGGAAGGAGACGACGUCCUUCUUACAUGUCGUGUACUUGGAGGUCGUCCAGAGCCAUCGGUGCGAUGGUUAGUCAAUGGUGUCCUUGUAGAUGAGGAGUAUGAACACAACACUGGCGACGUAAUAGAGAACCGGCUACUAUGGCCGGCUAUUAGACGCGCCGACUACGCAGCCGUGUUCACGUGUCAAGCUGCCAACUCACAUUUGGUGCCCCCGAAAGAGCUUUCAUUAGUACUCGAUAUGUUCUGUAAGUAUUAA
Molecule: messenger RNA, 576 nt
Organism: Parnassius mnemosyne (clouded apollo)
Lineage: Eukaryota; Metazoa; Arthropoda; Insecta; Lepidoptera; Papilionidae
Source: the annotation of a GenBank genome assembly